Molecule: messenger RNA, 1056 nt
Organism: Cotesia congregata
Lineage: Eukaryota; Metazoa; Arthropoda; Insecta; Hymenoptera; Braconidae
Source: the annotation of a GenBank genome assembly
AUGGAGCACGAAAGUUUUGAUAAAAAUGACUUUUUCCUUAAAGUUUUGCGUUCGGGAUUAAAAAAUAAUAGCAUAACUGAUGUUAAAGUAGUGAAAGAGUUCCAUAAUGACAAGAAGGGUCAAAAUUUUUUGAGCAAUUUGUUUGCUGUAACUUUAGAAUACACACAUUUACUUUCAAAAAAUGGUUCGUCCAACGCAAUUAAAGAUUCUGCUAAUUUGUUCAUAAAAGAACCACUGCCAGAUAAAACUCACGCGUUGUUGUUCGAGAUGGAUGUUUUCGAUAUAGAGUCACAAAUUUUGAGCGAGGUUUUGCCUAAAAUUGAACAAAUAGUUGGAGUUAAAAUUGGCCCUAAAUUUAUAUACCAAUCAAAAGAACCUUCUGCAAUCAUAAUGGAGGAUUUGUGUCAAUUCCAGUUUAAGAUUAAAGACCAAAUGGUAGGUUUAUCUAAAGAUCAUAUAGGCAUGGUCAUUGAAACACUUGCUAAAUAUCAUGCAGGAUCGAUUGUGUUGGAAGAAAAGCAACCCGGAUUUCUUCAACAGUUCCGUCAAAAUUUAUUCAGUAGACAAACGCAUCUGAAUUUUUUAGGAAUGUUAGCGACUAGUCUUGAAGACCUUGCAAAAAAUAUGCUUAGUUGGCCAGAUGCAAGGUGCGUUAAAGCCGGUUAUAAGCUUCAAAAUAUCUCUGAGAGCAUCGUAGAAUCUUCCAUAAAAAGUAUUGAUUAUGACGAAGAUGAAUUUUGUGUUUUGAAUCACGAUGACUUCUUCUUGGAAAAAUAUUUGAAAACUCUAAAAAAUACCAUGGAAAAACUUGACUGCAGACGAAAACUGCCGACUUUUGAUGAGCUUAAAUUGUCAAUGUGGAAGCGACGAUCUUUAGGUCUCAUAAGCGGAUUGGUAUUUUAUCCUAAGGUUGCGAUUAAAGCUGAGGAUAUUGGUACUAUAAAAGACGUUCUAGAUAAUCAAUUGAAAGAGAUCAAUAUCUAUUCAACGCCGGAAGUUGUCGAAAAAUUAACCAAGCUCAUUCCUUUUCUGGAAGAAAAAGGCUAUUUGGAUUGA